Molecule: messenger RNA, 916 nt
Organism: Ilex paraguariensis (yerba mate)
Lineage: Eukaryota; Viridiplantae; Streptophyta; Magnoliopsida; Aquifoliales; Aquifoliaceae
Source: the annotation of a GenBank genome assembly
UCCCAUUUGUAUGCCUGUCUUGUCCUUCCUUUCCUCACAAUCAAGAACCUCUCUCUCUCUCUCUCUCUCUCUCGGCAUGGCCGUUAACUGUUCAGUAAUGGGGGUAUUGGGUUUCUGUUUCAUUCUUUUCUGGAUGCUUGAGAUUGUUUCUGCACAAUUAGCCACAGACCCUAGUGAAGUGGAGGCUCUCAACAAGAUGAUAGAUCACUGGAAUUUGAGAACAAAAUUGAAUUUUACCAUUGACCCUUGUACUCCGAAUGCAACUUGGGCUCCAGACAAUGCGAAUCCCCGAAUUGCCUGCGACUGUUCUGGCUCUGUUUGCCAUAUCUCCCACUUGAAGAUAUAUGCUUUAGACAUUUCUGGAGAACUUCCCCCAGAACUAUUUCAGCUAAAAAAACUGAUGGACUUGAAUCUGGCUCAGAAUAUACUAAGUGGGAGCAUCCCACUUGAAAUAGGACAGUUAUCAAAUAUGGAGUACUUGAGUCUUGGCAUUAAUAAUCUCACUGGUCUUGUGCCUCCAGAGCUUGGCAAUCUCACAAAAUUGCAGUCCUUAAGUUUUAGCUCAAACAAUUUCCAUGGACCAUUACCCAUCGAACUUGGAAAUUUAAAGUCCUUACAACAGCUGUACAUAGAUAGCAGCGGAGUCAGUGGGCCGAUUCCACAAGAACUGUCAAACUUGAUAUCACUCCAGAUUCUGUGGGCUUCUGAUAAUCUUUUUACAGGAAAGCUUCCUGAAUUCUUUGGAACUCUUACAGAACUCAAGGACUUGAGACUUCAAGGAACAAUGCUUGAAGGCCCAAUUCCACGCAGUUACAGUGCUCUAACGAAAAUGGAGGACCUGAGAAUUGGUGAUCUUAAUACGGAAGAUUCUACUCCUGACUUCUUGGAGAACUUGACAAGUUUGUCCAUAUUGUAA